This is a messenger RNA of Vespula vulgaris, 5733 nucleotides long. RefSeq lists its product as uncharacterized. The coding region runs from base 489 to 1076 and encodes 195 amino acids. The transcript has 5 exons. Gene Ontology annotation, biological process: negative regulation of DNA-templated transcription. Lineage: Eukaryota; Metazoa; Arthropoda; Insecta; Hymenoptera; Vespidae. Gene Ontology annotation, molecular function: transcription coactivator binding. The record is from RefSeq and is a predicted model, not a curated record.
AGUGUAAUGUCGAGUAUUGGUGGGGGUAGUGAGCCUACCUCUCGUGUCAAACGGGUUGGACUUCGUGUGUCCGCCCGCAUACCAUUAGAUUUCCAUCGUUUUCAAUGAAAAUACAUGUGUACGGUAUUAUCGUAAAGUGAAAAAUAGUUCGUCUCAAUGGUUUUAGCUUACGUUUAUCUAAACAUCAUUGCAAUCGUUUUGGCAACAACUUCCAUUGACCAUUUGCAUAGACAAAGGAAAUAAGAGUCAUCGAGGACUGUCAAAAGCUAGCGCGCGAAGGCCAACUACGUUUCCUUUUAAGAGGCGCGCCAAUUUUCGCGUUUCCUCGUCGUAAGAAGAGAAAGAGAUUGAAGGAGAGAGAGAGAAAGGGGUAGAGAGGUGGAAAGAAGAAGAAAGAAAAGCAAGCUAUAGAGAAAAAGAAGAAAGAAGGGGAAAGAAGAGACGUUCGCGAUCGGUUCAAGGAAAAGUGAAAAAUUAUCGAAAGUGAUAUGUCGGCCCUUGAGAGUGCAUUGGAUGUUCUAUCCAGAGCGGCAACGAUGGUGCAAGAAGGAGGACCAAAGUCAAUGGAUUUGCAUCGUAGACAAAGUAGUACGAGGCGUAAAGAACGCCGAAUGGAUCCUAUUCAAAACGAAGCACUCGACAUGUCUACGAAUAAAACCGCCACUACGACGUACCUCAGACCCAGUGUGAUUAUAUCUUCUACGUCGCAGCCUGUAAGGACAAAUAAUUGGGAUACGAUAAAUAGGUCUCAAUCAUCGUCGACGUCUGACACCGGUAAUGUCAGAAAAACGUGCAGUAUUUAUGAUUCUGCAAUAGACGAACACUUUAAACGAUCGUUAGGUCCAGAAAAAUACGCGGCAGUUUUCCAUGCUACUGGAGCCGAUAAAGAAGUCGGUUUAAGUGUUGACGAUCACUUUGCAAAAUCAUUGGGUGAUAAAUGGACAACAUUGAAGGAACCAGUCGAUGCAAGGACUUCAUCUAAUCACGUUUCAGUUCCCACGAGAGACAUCAAUUCGUUUCCUUCCUUUCACUGUUGCCCUUCUUGCGUUUUCCCCGAUAAAGUUGGGCCACCGUAAUAGAACUUCUUUGCUUUGACUCGUUAUACGGAAGGGUAGAACUGUUAUACAUUACCCGUACACUACAUAUUUUAGAGAAUGAACUUUUCAUAUAGUGUAUAUAGUAGAAUAUUUUGGUAAGUCGCGUAUUUGUUGAAGUUAUUAUUUUCAUUGUUAACGUUCGUGCAAAAGUAAAAAAGUAUUUAUUAAACUUGUCGGUGGACGACUUGUAUAUGUAUUUAUGUAAAUAAUUGCAUAUAUUGUGCAAGCACUUAGUAUAUAUCAAAAUAUAUAUAUUCAAACGUGUAUACACAUACACACACAGAUACGAGCAUGUGCAUACACCUUCACACACAACACAUAACUCUGACAACGAAAAAAGUAGUAUAUAAAAGGAGCACUGCACAAUUAAACGUACAAAUAAUAUACGUUUUUUUCGUCAUUAGAUUAAACCACGAAUCGUAUGUUGGAGAGAUACAAUCUAGAAUAUACAAAAAAACAAUUUAUAUCAGAUAUUGCUCAAAGAUUAAUCACGAUCGCGAUACAAAAUAAUGCUUCGUUAAUAGAUACUGGAGGUUGUAGUUUUCUUCGUGAUACCCACAAACUUCUCGUUUGAACGUCGAAAAUGUAGAUUAUUUAAAAGGAGGAGUACUGAUUUCAAAUGGUGCUAGGAAGUCUGACACAAACCCCAGCACACACAGAAGUCAGUGCUUCUGCCCUUUUAUCCUUUACGAUGUUAUAUCUUCCUCAUAAAGAUAUAUUUUUUCAUAACAACAAUACUUCUUAACGAAAUGACACUCUUCACAAAUUCCAUAUCAUUUCCAUCUUAUGUGGAAAUGACUGAAACGAUAUCGUCGUCGGGUUGCAUAAGAAUAAAUAAAUAAAUAUUCAUUUGAGUAGCUUCUAUAUAGGUGCGUGUUAACGCAGUUAUUUAAAAUGACCAUAAAGCUGUCAAAGCAAUGUGUAUCAAAGCACAUCGUAUACUCGUGUUUGUCGCUUUCAAAUAAAAGCUUUAAGCUCUAUAUACAAUAUUUUUAAAUAUGAUUUGCAUAAGUAAACGGAUAUCGAUGGGUUUAUCUGUAAUUGUUACAUUUGGUAUAAUAUUUUUCAAAAAGAAAAAGAAAAAGAAUUGAAAACUACUGGGAUAUUUAAUAACUGUACAUAUUUACGUUCACGAAGAUUGGAUGAACGCAGACCCGCCGCUUACAUCGACUACAAUGCAACCUUAGAAAUUCUUACCGAAAAGAUCAAAGGGCAUCAAAGUGAUCGAUAGACUUAAUCGAAUCCUCAAAAUAAGAAAGCAAUAUAUAUCGAAUCGACACAAGUACGUGAAGUCUUUUCAAUAAGCAGUCCCAAGUAAUAUUGCAUCGAGAAUUAAGAAAGAAAUCUACAACGUUCCCCAAUUUGAAUCAGCCGCAACCGCGAUAUUUUGCAGUGAUCUACCAAUGAUUCUCAUAAUUUAUUUCCGUCAACUUGGUACAUGCAUAAACCGCAUUCGUAAAUGAGUCUUCACUACGUACAUACCGUCUCCGGUGAUGCAUGCGAUUCGAACUUGGAAUCGAAAGAGAGGAUACAACCGCGAGAAAAAUGAGGACGUGGGGAUGUCAGAGAAUGAAUUUUUUUUGUAUUUUUUUUUAUAUAUAUAUACGAACACGAAGAUAUAGCGGAUGAGCCGAAAAACGACAGAGAGGUGCUUGGAUUUACGUAUCGUCGAUGGGCCCAAACUAACGAGCCAGACUGUCUCAGGAGCGCUCGGAUGGCUUCCUAUAUGCAGGCAGCCUGUUCACUUGCCGUAAAGCAAAAUGGUAACUUAAUAUUAGACUUGAAUAUAAGUACGGUAAUCCCACACCAGAGUCCAAAGUAAGUCUACACCUACCCCGCCCCCUAUACGCGUCUCGUCGUUCUGCCAUCUCUGUUCUCCUCCGCGUCCCUCUUGGACACGAACGCCCUGAAGCGUAAUAAUGUAGCAGGACACUAGAUAUGUCUGUGCUCUUUCUGUCUCUUUUUCUUUUUUUCUUUACGCUAGGUGUAAAUUCCGAUUGCCGCAAAAGCGAAAAGUGUAACGUGCUCGAAUUAAUCUCAUCAAUGACAUAUUAUUACGUUAGGAACGUAUACGAGACGAUCAAAAGAGGCAAGAAUAAUAACAGAGAGCAUGUACGAUUGUUUCUGGUAGGAUUACGAGUAAGGAUACGCGAAUGUGUGCUCUCGCGAAUUCCGCGUUGUUCCGCGCGUGUCGAGGUAAUAAAACCAAUCCAAACGUACUUUGCGACAUCGCGUAUACGUGUGUGUAUAUAUAUGUAUAUAUGUAUAUAGAUAUAUAUACGCGUAUAUAUGAUGGGAUGCGCAAAGCGAAACCACCUGUUAUUGCGUUUCUUCUUUUCGUCCCGCUUUUCCAUUGACUCUUUUUCACUGCUUCUGCGAAGAAACUGACACGGUAAUUAGAGAACGCAAGUUUUAAAUCUUUCUUUUUUUUCUUACAAAAUGAGAGUCAUUCCUUGAUAACGCUGUAACGCGAAGGAUAUUUCAUACCUGUGUUCCUUCGAAAAUAAAAUGAAAAUACGAAAACGUUAGACAUAUAUGAUUGUUUACAUUCUCGUGUUGAAUGUUUUUGUAUAUAUAUUUACCUUCGAAGAUACCUCUUUUCUCCAAAAUGUAUAUAUACGUGUAUAAAUAAAAGUACACGUAAGCGUCCGUGAGUGUUAUUACUCGUGCGGAAGCUCGCCAAUACGCAUCAAACUAUUAUUACUUACGUAGAGGUACUGAUACUACCGUUUGUUCGUUUUAAGUCUCAGGCGUAUCUUGUUUCGGAGCCAGACCCAGCCGACCGCAACUUGGCAUCGUUUUCUCAUUUUAUUCUCUUGCAUUACGCGUCGCAUCGAUGUUAGUGCAAAUUAAUCGAAAAAAAUGUAGAUACUAAGAAAGAACGAAAGACGAGAAGAGAUCGAAAUAGAAAAGUAUUAGGAAAAUGAGGUGAAGUCUUUUGUUUUAAAACGACUCUUAUCGAAGUAUGGAAAAAAACGUUUGUUAGAUCGAUCUGUUGUGUGUAUAGAAAAAAUUCGUAAACAAUUAUGGAAGUAGAAAGAAUACGAGGAACGAUAUCUCGCCAUCGAAUGGGAAUCGCAGUAGAAGUGACGGCGGCGCACGUUGCUCGCCUUGCAUCGAAAUCCCUAAAGUACUCGGUAACGCGAAGAAGCUCCCGAACUUCGAUGCGUCGUAUUCGAAGAGGGUCUGCCAGAUGCGAAUCGAUUUGUUACGAGAGACGACACGUGCCUUUUCUAACGAUCGAUUUUUCGGCUGCUCGACGAAGAUGCUCAACUUUCUCGUCGCUUUCUUGUUUCCUCGUUCGUGAAACGAAGUGUUUUUCGUCGUGUGAAAAUUAAAAUAAAAUCCUUCGAUAAAUUUUAUUCAAAGACGAGAAAGUAGAAGUGCUGUCAAUAGAUAUUAUAUGUAUGUAUGUAUGUAUAUACACAUGUGAAUGCGCGCGCGUGCGUGUGUGUGUGUGUAUCCUUAAAAGAAGUUUUUCCUCUUCAAGGAAUAUUCCAAUACGGAUUUCGUUGUAAAGAUAGAACACAGUUAAGACAGUAAGGUAAACUCGGUUUUCCGCGGUUAUUCGUGGAUGCGCGCGUCUACUUGGCCGUAUAUUCGAAUUCGCGGGAGGCGUUGGCGCGCGCCGUUUAUCGCGUCGUCGCCUCGCGCGCGUCCUGACGCUUCCGAUUUACGAGAACGAGAGACGUUCGAAUAGCGUGGAGCUUAUAACGCUGUGGGACUUCGGACACGACUGAUCGAGUGACCGAGGGGGUAGCAUCGUAGGAAUACCCCUCUUCGUGUCCUUGUGUGUUUCUCGUCUCUCUGUAUAGAAUUACGCCUCUGUCCGUAGACGCGACCGCUUAUUCCAUCCCCACCACUCACCCUUCCUGUACAAACGCGAAGAGGAUGAAGGAAGAGAGUCUCUCUUUCGUUCUCUUUCGCUCUCUUUGCACCCUACAUCCUACCCUUCUUUCCCCCUCUCUUUCUUUCCAUAGACACGCAUAAAGAAAAUGCGCUCGCACGCACGCACGCACGCAUUCAUGCACGCACACACUUGUUUUCUCUCCCUCUCUCUAUCUACAGCUUCCCCUUCUCCCUACAUAAGAACCCUACCAAACCCUCCACCCCCUUCCAGUGACUCCUCGCGUGCGUGAAUCAUGCAUAUCGAUUUUGUUUCGUUGGUACGCCGUUCGGUAUUCGCAUACAUACAUACGUCUCUUUUCGUGUGUACCACGUCGUCCACCCGUUUCCCUCCUCCUUCUCUUCUCUCUUCUCUACUCUCUUCUCAUCUUUUCUCUUCUCUUCUCUUCUCUUCUCGUUUCUUCUCUUCUCAUUCUGCAAAGCCCCGGGGUCCACGCGUUUUCGACCCCCUCUAGUAAGCUAUGCGCGCACGGCAAACGUGCUUACGAUGAAGCAGCAUACUAUUCUUUUUUCGACAAUGCUCCCCAUUCCUUCUCUCUUUCUCUCUCUCUCUGUCUAUCUGCCCCCCUCCAUCAUUACCCUCUUCGUCGCACUGCUCCCCAUCUAUCGAACGUACCCCUCUAGUCGUAGCUCCACUGCCCCUUUUAUUUUACUACCCGGACAAGAUGUCCCCGCGUAAAGCAAAACGUGGUCGAGAGCAGAGAUUCUCUAGAAUAAGAAGCUCAGGGAA